GCAGUUCUCUGCGAAGACGGUAUCUGACAACACGUCUUCACUGCUGAGAAAAGUUCAUCUUUAAAUAACUGAGCUACUCUACUCACGGCGAGUUAUGUUGACUGAUUCCGCGUCAGCGUCUACUAAAUCCUACCUUGUUCUGUAAAACGAGUUCAGUGAUGAUCUUGAUCUGUUUUUCGAUGAAUGUCGAGAGUUCUAAGACCCAUAAAAGAUGAGUUGCAUCUUCAUCUAUCUUCUUGUACCGAGACGAUUUCGUGCAUGAGUCGCUUUGAAAAGAACUAUUAUGUGUCUGUCAACAACACGUCGACCUCGACCACGACUCGGUUUUCUUUGGAGGCAAUAAUUUGUUGAUGAGUUCUUGUCUGCGCUUAGGAAGGAUCAUGGCACGCUGCCACCAACUUCAGGAAAAGACGCAUUGUGCUCUGGUUUUUAUAUCAUCGUGGCGUCAUUUCUUUCAAUGUCGCCGACUUCAUCCACGAUCUCGAUACUUUUUUUCCACUAUGAGAAACGCAAGUAGCGAAAUCAGAAAUGACCAUUUUUAUGUCAAACGCAGCGUGUGAGUCUAGACAUACAGCAGAAGUUGUGAUCGAAUCUACUACCCGAUUCCCCGUUGUCUACGUCUUUUUGUUCAUAUUUAUAUAUUUCCGUCUCAGUCUUUGUCUCAAAUUCAUUAAAUCAAUAGUUUUAGCAUUACCGUUAUAUAGAUGUCUACUUCAGCUCAAUAUUGAAAUUGAUUCCUACUCCCUAGCCUGAAACAUUUUGUUUUUUCUCUCUGUUUGUAAGUACAACUUUUUGGUUUUGAGACCUUGUAGUUGUAUCUUGGAGGACAAACCGAUAAAAUGAUGAAUUUCAACAACAACAUGAACAAUAAUAAUGGUGAUCACGGAGGUGGCUUCGUUCCUAUUGCCAAACGGGACAUGAGUGUGCUUAUUGGGGGAGAUCGCCCUCUAGGCAAAGAGCCUGCGAAAGGAGAGUCCAUGCGUGUUCUCUACGACCGUUUGUACGCGGAGGAAAGCCAUAAGGUGAGUGCCAGCGCUAGCCGCCGGAUGCACAAGUAUUGCAUCAACGCAUGGGAGUUCUGUGUCAGUAAGAAAGCACUUGAGCGCGCGGCCGCUCCGCAAAGCAGGUCUUCGACGAACACUAAUAAGAAAACAAGUCCAGUCGCUGGUUUUGGUGCUGGAAGUGUAUCAUUGUCUGCGUCAACAUCGGCAUCUUCCUCCUCGACGUCCAGACGUUCCGCAUCUUCAUCCUAUCUCUUUGGGCAAGAUAGAGAUAGAGAUACGCAACAAGGAGCUUCCGCUGAAGAAGGUCAGGACUCGACACUCUUACCAGGGGGCCCACUUCUCUCUGCGUUGAAUACAAGCUAUCGACCGAUCCGGGGCGGAGGUGGAUCUUCGUCUUCCACCACAACUGCAUCGCCCAUCGGAGGAAUGAUCCAACACCCGCAACCACGGGCUUCACAGUCCGGUCCCUACACUCGCGACCAUGCUACCUUUUUCCAAGAAAGCGAAGCAGCUUUGAGCACGAGAACUACAUCAGCCGCGCAGAUGUCUUCAAUCGUCCCACAAGCAGGGACGAAAACUAUUUUAUCGACUUCCUCCACUUCCUCGUCCUCCUCGACAGCGAGAAUGGCACCAGGAGCAGGCAGGGCUGAUUUGGCUUUUCUGGCACAGUCGUAUCGACUUGACACGUCAAUAAAGGAAAUCAUCCUGUCGUUUUGCAACACGACAGCGCCCUUGGUUACAUUCUUCGACGCGCGCAUGGCCGGAUGUGCAACAGCCGCGCUGCGCCUGCCCCACCAAACAAAGCAGCUGGAGCAUAUUCUUUCUAAGGUAUCAUGAUGGGGUAUGGAUUUUUUCAUUGUCUACCGCGUGUGGAGUGUCGCUUAGUUUCCCUGGUGAUAGUACAAGUACAUCUACAUGUAAGAGUAAAACUAUGUGAGACCACUUAUGCCAGGCCAUCCUUUAUAGAUGCUGCGUGAAUUUGAAUAUGAUGUCCUCGUGGUUAACACUGGCGUCUAUUUUCUUGACCUUGACCUGUUGCCAAAACGAAUAGAAAUAAAGCCAGCAUUCUAUUAAUUUUCAAACAUGAACCUCUUCCAGGUAAAAGAGGCUGCCGAAGGUGGGCAUCAGUCCAUAGAAUUGAAGCCUGACGCUUGGGCUAAGGAAGCUUGUCGGGGGACAGGAUGGUGCUACCCCUUCCCGAACGCAGAGAUGCAAUCUCUGGGUUUCGACGUAGAGGAGUUGAACAAGGACGUCGAUCGAGCUCUCAAAAACACUAAGGUAAGUACCAUAUAUAAGUCCUUGUGCUCGUUGUUCUUUACUCAUUGAUCUGAGGUUCAUAUUCCAUAUUCAGUAAAUUUGAGAAGUUGUAGUUGUAGAUUGACGAGUAGUUAUUACACAACGGAAAACAAUAUCAACAACAACGACAAUAACACCAGAAGUUUCUUGAACGUGAUGAAAACCUUUCUAAAAUGAUUCUGAUUGUAUGAUCUAAUUACAGGAAAAAAGCGACUGGAAGACGAAGACGUGGAUAGUGCGCUGGUCGCCUGCUCCGGUUGACGUUUUGUGUCGGAAGUAAAGUAACGAAUACAUGACUACACUUGCUUACACUACGCUGUCGAUGCUGCGAAUCUCUAAUGAAGAAAUAAUACGUAGUCGCUCCCGAUACUCAUGCUGGAGGAGAACUGAAAAUAUACUACGCACAAAAAUUUACUUACGUGUAUUCCUUUUCCUUUGAAUUUGCGCUACUUACGGUUAUGAUCUUAUUGUUGCUUGACCUUUAUUCUAUCAUGCCAGAACUUGUUCUACCCUUAACAAGGCCAAUUUUUUCAUCGGGUGAAAAAGAAAAAAAAAGAUGUAGAUGAUUCCUUUGAAUGACAUCAGAAUUGAAAUUCAACGAACGUGGACUUGAUCUAUGAGUUGCCCUUGAUGUUAUGCCGAGAGAAACAGUAUGGUUUUACGACAAGAUCCAGUCGUGAAUCAAAGCGCAGGCGAAAUGCUUAUGAAUGAAAUCACUGACUACUGCUCUCAUCCGAAUGAGACAUAGGGAAAUCAAAACAAUCUACCACCAUCGCGUGGGUGCUUGCGCAGACGCGAC
Amoebophrya sp. A25 is the source of this 3099-nucleotide messenger RNA. NCBI's taxonomy places the organism in Eukaryota, Dinophyceae, Syndiniales, Amoebophryaceae. The record is from the annotation of a GenBank genome assembly.